GUUGGUUUUGUUGGUUGUUAUGUAGUUUUUUCUGAAUGUAAAUUUUGUCAAAAUUAUUUUCGAAAAAUUUCAAUUAAAAGAACCGUAAAAUAAUGUCAGAGUCUGAUCAGGAUCCAGUUGAGGUAAUGCUUAAGAAAACGGGUUGCAUUGAAUUACAUUACAAAGUACAGGAGUGCAUAGCUGAGACCGGCGAUUGGCGCAGCUGUCAGGACAAGGUGAAAGAGUUUAAGGAUUGCAUGCAAAAGUAUGUAGAUGCCCAGACUAAAAAGUACGCCCAUUUGAAGUAA
Calliphora vicina (urban bluebottle blowfly) is the source of this 287-nucleotide messenger RNA. Its product is annotated as cytochrome c oxidase assembly factor 4 homolog, mitochondrial. The record is from RefSeq and is a predicted model, not a curated record. Gene Ontology annotation, cellular component: mitochondrial intermembrane space. Lineage: Eukaryota; Metazoa; Arthropoda; Insecta; Diptera; Calliphoridae. Gene Ontology annotation, biological process: mitochondrial respiratory chain complex IV assembly. The transcript has a single exon. Bases 93 to 287 code for a protein of 64 amino acids.